AUGAAAAUGUCGGCAAACAAUAAAAUAGUGAACACGACAUCUAUUUAUUAUCUAUACGAUGAGCUAGCUAAUUUCAGUGACACCAAUUCUCAUGACAACACCACCUCAUACGUGCCGUACGAGAGUCGGCCGGAGACUUAUAUAGUGCCCGCGAUAUUCCUACUCAUAUUCAUAGUGGGACUGUUAGGCAACGGAACGUUUAGCCAUUGGGGACCUAAUCAUAAUCNGAUAUUCCUACUCAUAUUCAUAGUGGGACUGUUAGGCAACGGAACGGUAGUCUAUAUAUUUUUUCGUAAUAAAUUCAUGAGAACAGUGCCCAACACCUACAUAAUUAGUUUAGCCAUUGGGGACCUAAUCAUAAUCGUAGUGGCGUUGCCUUUUGUCAGCACUAUCUACACGUUUGAGAGCUGGCCCUACGGGGAAGUGGUCUGUAAACUCAGUGAAUUUAGCAGGGAUAUAUCACUUGGUGUCACAGUAUUUACUCUAACUAUACUGAGUGCCGAGAGACAUCUGAUUAAAAGCGCUAAGAAUCCGAUCGGAAAAAAUAAGACACAAUACAGACAGUUGAGGGGCAGGAAGAAGAUCUCCAAAAUAGUGUUGGGACUCGUCGUCAUGUUUGCCAUCUGUUUCUUCCCAAACCAGAUAUUUAUGCUCUGGUAUUACUUUCACCCAAAUGCGAGCGAUUCAUAUAAUAAUUUUUGGCACUUUUGGCGAAUCAUUGGUUUCGUGCUGUCAUUCCUGAACUCGUGUAUGAAUCCAGUGGUCCUUUGUAUCAUAAGUGGUGCCUUUCGGACCCACUUUAAGCAUCACAUCUUGUGGUGCUUUUAUCGGGAUAUCCAACACAGACAUCAAUCGACACUAUUAGGCCUGAAGUCCGUAAAUACCGGUAGUAUUGAGUAUAAUAACGGCUCAAAGCCUAUUAAUAAUAAUACUCCAAUCACUCACGUCUAA
Messenger RNA from Oppiella nova, 951 nucleotides. The record is from the annotation of a GenBank genome assembly. NCBI's taxonomy places the organism in Eukaryota, Metazoa, Arthropoda, Arachnida, Sarcoptiformes, Oppiidae.